UUUCUUCUGGUUGUCAAGAUGGGUAUUGACAUCAAUCAUAAACACGACAGGAAAGUUCGGCGCACCGAAGUUAAAUCUCAAGAUAUUUACUUGAGGUUACUUGUAAAGCUUUACAGAUACUUGGCCAGACGUACAAAUGCCAAAUUCAAUCAGAUCGUUCUACGCCGGCUCUUUAUGAGCCGUAUCAACCGGCCACCAAUCUCUGUGUCUCGUUUGGCGCGCCACAUGAAGAAGCCAACUCGUGAGGGUUUGAUUGCCGUGGUAGUGGGGACAGUCACAAAUGACGUGAGACUGUACAAGAUACCGAAGAUGACGGUGGCUGCUCUUCAUGUUACCGAAAAAGCUCGUGCACGCAUUUUGGCUGCUGGAGGAGAAAUUCUUACUUUUGAUCAGCUGGCUCUUCGUGCUCCGACUGGCAAGAAGACAGUACUGGUACAAGGUCAGCGAAAUGCUCGUGAGGCAGUGCGUCACUUUGGCCCUGCUCCAGGAGCACCGCGCUCUCACACUAAACCCUAUGUUCGCACCAAGGGACAUGAAAAAGCAAGGCCCAGUCGUCGUGCUAAUGUCUAAUUUUUAAUAUAAGGACUACACACCCUAA
Messenger RNA from Bombyx mori (domestic silkworm), 598 nucleotides. It is a transcript of the gene RpL18, whose product is annotated as ribosomal protein L18. The record is from RefSeq and is marked provisional. Gene Ontology annotation, cellular component: ribosome; cytosolic large ribosomal subunit. Bases 19 to 570 code for a protein of 183 amino acids. The transcript is spliced from 4 exons. NCBI's taxonomy places the organism in Eukaryota, Metazoa, Arthropoda, Insecta, Lepidoptera, Bombycidae. Gene Ontology annotation, molecular function: structural constituent of ribosome; RNA binding. Gene Ontology annotation, biological process: translation.